Messenger RNA from Aegilops tauschii subsp. strangulata, 504 nucleotides. RefSeq lists its product as uncharacterized. The record is from RefSeq and is a predicted model, not a curated record. NCBI's taxonomy places the organism in Eukaryota, Viridiplantae, Streptophyta, Magnoliopsida, Poales, Poaceae.
AUGUUCUGGUUCGAUAGAUGGGCUGGGGACUUGCCCCUCGCGGCCCGUUUUCCCAACCUGUUCUCCAUCGCGGUUGACUCGCGGAUCUCUGUCGCGACGGCCCUUAUUGACCUAGGGCAACUCGCGUUCCGGAGAGCGUUUGGCCCGGCCGAGAACGCUGAUUGGCAUGAGCUGCUGGAAUGCAUCGCGCUACACGAGCCUGAUCUUGAGUUAGGAGAUGGCCGUUCCAGGUGGCAUCUAGAGCCAUCUGGGCAAUUCUCCACUAAAUCUCUAUACCAGGCCAUCGCACCUUCAUUGGGUCAUGAGGCGCUCACCACCAUCUGGGAGAUCCGGCUCCCCUUAAAGAUUAGGAUAUUCUUGUGGCAAUGGAUUCGCGGCCGCCUCCCAUCCGGCGUGGAGGUCCUGAAACGCAACAACCCAGGUGAUGGGCAGUGCCCGCUCUGCGGGCCUGAAGAGAAUUCGAACCAUAUCUUCUUCACCUGCGUGUCCGCGCAGUUUCUAUGA